ACGUUUCCUGAUUGUUGUUUUGUUCAGUGCCAAUGUCAUGAAAAAGACCCCCCUUGAUACGAGCACAGACAAAGUUUACGCAAUCGUCAGAUGAGGAGAAAGUCACAUUGCUUGCCCGGAAAUAUUAAAAUAGGCAUUGAUGUCAUCUUGAUAGGGCCUACACUAAAGGCCUAGGCAUUAUCAUCAAACAUGCAUCAUUCAAUCAAUAGUUCCAUGGCUUCGACAGACCCCACUAAAUCCAGCAAGGCCUGGUCCUCGGGCUCAGACACCGACCCCAAUCUCAAUGAUGAGCCGGUGACCUUCGCUGACCUUGGGGUGCGCAGGGAAGCCGAGAUUGUGGAGACUUAUUUUGGAAAGAGACGCCCCUUAUCUAGCCUGACAGUGAAGGAGUGGGCUUUUACUGCAUUGGCAGUCCUCAGCAUUCUGGGGGCGGCCGGUCUCACUGUAGAAAGGAUCGUAGACUUGAAAAAGGACUCGCCAGAUGUUACAUUCGCCAUCGUCCUGUUACUCACUCUCAGCUUCUGCCUCUUCUACGUUCUCAACGGCAUCUUUGGAGAGCGGCCUUAUGAGCUGAUCAUCUUCAUCGUUGGCACUUUGAUUAUGAUGAUCUACUGCAUUGUAAAUUAUGCACAAACGAUCAACCCAUCGCCAGCAGAACAGCCAACAGAACAACCACCGCUCAAGCAGUAUGAGAAGGACAUCAAGCUUGCAAGGUUGAUCAUCGUUGUCGCCAUUGGACCAGUCAACAUUGUCCUAGGCUCCAUCAUUGCCAGAGAGUACUACCUCUCAAGGAACCUCAUCUUCAGGACGGUCGGAGCAAAUAUUGAGCUGCAAGAUUUGUGCAGCAGGAUAUUCUUCACGGAGAGCCUGUUCAAGAUUGAUCUUCAGUUGGAGCUUACCCUGGUAAUCCUGGUCCUGAAGACUGGCCUGAUGGAUUGGACUACCCUGGAGGUCGUGGUGCUGGUCGUUGGAGUCGUCUAUUCCAUCUUCUGGUGUGGGCUGGGCUUUUUGUCAAUGUAUAAAGAAAACAAAAUCAUGGUGUAUGUUCUCCUGGCAUUCAGCUGGUGCGAGCCAGCGUACAUUAUCUACAAGCUGGUGGAUGUUGGGUUAGACUGGGAUAAAUUCCAGAACGCCAAGCUCAUUCCUGCAGCCAUCAUCAUAGCCAGUGUGCUGGGCCUGCUGGUCAGGGUUGCUGUGUGCGGCUUCAUGGUCUACGUCUACAAAAACUUUGACCGAGGCAUGAGGGAAAAGGCAUAUGGUAAAGUACCCAGGAAGAAACUUCAUGAAACUGGCGACGAAGUGCCCUCCUAAAGCAUCACAGGUCAGACUGACCAGGACCCAGUACUAAGUAAGCAGUUCGUGAACAUUCUAUCCUACCUACUAUGUCGGAAUAGAUGAAGUCACAAAUUUUAUGUACACCGUAUCUUGUAUGACCUAACCGAAUGAAACAUGACGUGGUAUGUCAAAAUCAGGCACUUUUUGAGUUACUGCAAUUUUUGAGUUAUUGCAAUUUUUGAGUUAUUGCAAUGUUAGUUAAUUAUGGACCUUGCUCUUUGAAACGCCGCUUCGUUUAAUAUUGAAAUUAGAUGUACCAAAGGGAAGUUAUUAAGUUUCAAAAUCGGAUUGUCCUGAAAUGUCACUCUAAUUUUACGUCGGUUUCAGAACAAAAUCUUGAACAAAGUGUCAGUUUGUGAAAUGACAUGCCUCUCUAAAAGUGUUUUAAGAACACUUUGUCAGUGAAAUUUCAGUUUGAAAUAUUUACGGAACAUUUCAAACACGAGUAGCAUCACAAAUUUUCUCAAAAUUGCUAAAAAUCACCCUUAUGUUAUUUUGCAGCUGUUCGUCCAUUAGUAGCUCUGCCCAAUUCUGCCUGGUUUGACACAUACCAUGUCACAAAGCUACUUUUGAAUUGCAUGUCCUUAAACCUUAUCUUCCAUCCUGGAAAUCAAUAGAAAUUGUCAAGUUUUUUCCCUAAGGCCAAAAAAAAAAAGUCUCCAGUUUCUGGUAUGCGCGCGCGUCUCCGUAGCCAUGCUCGUCGGCAAAAUGAAAAAGGUUUUUUUAAUAAAAGAUGAUGUCUCCAUACCAGAAACCGGAGACUUUUUUUUUGGCCUUACAUAAUGUCUGUGUUGAGGAGUAUUCUGGACAGGAGAUAAAUAUCAAGUCAUCACGAGUCAUUUCAAGUCGUCCUGUACAAGUCAAUGUUGUCAUGAACAGUCUGCAGACAAGUUCCUAUUCAAAUGAGCAGUGACAAAGUCAUUCCUUUGUCAUUAUUUAUGCCAGUGACUGACUUGCGACUAACUUGUGAUUUGUCUGAGACUGGCUUGUGAUUUGUCUGGGACUGGCUUGUGAUAUGUCUGGGACUGACUUGUGAUAUGUCUGGGACUGGCUUGUGAUAUGUCUGGGACUGACUUGUGAUUUGACCGUGACUGGCGUGUCAAUCACAACUCUGCUUCACAACAAGUGAAAUAUUAAAGUGAAGUGCCCUAUUGCGAAAACUAAGAAGUUAAAAAUGUCCUUACGACUCAUUUCGAUGGGAUCUGGUCACAUAAUUAUGACCUCACUGUACCUUACAUGUUCAUACCCUAUGUGCUAGCUGUGCCCAGGAUUUCUAGCCGCGCUAUCUAAAGGUUGAUAUUUUUCUGAUGAAAAUGAAUAGUUAAGGUUUUAUACUGAGACUGAGAGGCUCAAAGGAAGAUAAAAUUUAGUUGAUAGUUUUCAUUGUAAUUAUCCCAGACAAAUUUGAAGUUUUUUUGGUCAACAUUUUUUCUUGUUUCAUCAUCCCAUUUAUGAUAAAUAAGCGCUAUCUCGGUAAUAUGCAUCAUCUUGCAGACCAGGCAAAUUUACAUGCAUUGCUGUGUCACAUUGUCAAUCAAAAAACCUUUGCGCUUCCAAGCCGCCAUGCUUUCCCUAGCCUUCAUGUGUUGAUUCCAAACUGCGCCCGCAUCUAGCAACGCGUCUUGUUUUUGCCCCGUAAACCAAGAUGGCACAUAUACAGUGAAACUGCUUAUUACCCAUACACAUGUACAUGUAUGAUUUAUAGCUCCUCCAAAAACAAAUUAAAUGUUGGGGUUUUUAUUUUGACACCAAAAAUAACGUUAACAAUAACAUUUUAUAAACAAGACAUAUGAUGAAGCAUAACUUGUACAGUUGAGUCUUGUUAAUACAAACUGGUUCGGACCUAGCCAAACUGUUUGUAAUAUUGGGAUUUUGUAUUAAGAGGAACACCAGUCCCAUUCAUUGUGCACAUAAAUGCACAGUCGGGACUAAGACUUUAUGUUUGUUAUAACCAGAAUUUGUAUUAACAGAGUUUGUACUUACGAGAUUCGACUGUAUAUAGUAGAAAGUGAACUAACGAACCAAAUUUGGAAGGGGGAAGGGUAAGGGGAUAGGUGUUGUCUUACCCUUUUGUGGGCGUGGCAUUUUGAAAAAAAUAAUCAUCGUUAAAAGGGAGCGAUGCAAAAGAUUUUCAAAAUCUCUGUGAUAUAAUUGUAAUUGUUUUUUUGUUUGAGACCACCUGAAAUUUUACUGUAAAAGGCAUGAACAGUUUAUAUAUUUUUUAAU
Messenger RNA from Patiria miniata (bat star), 3561 nucleotides. RefSeq lists its product as uncharacterized. The record is from RefSeq and is a predicted model, not a curated record. NCBI's taxonomy places the organism in Eukaryota, Metazoa, Echinodermata, Asteroidea, Valvatida, Asterinidae. The transcript is spliced from 11 exons. The coding region runs from base 190 to 1311 and encodes 373 amino acids.